AAUCAGGUGGUUAUCUAAUCUUCACAAAAGUUUCCUCUUGGAAAAAAAAAACAGAUAGAAAGAAAGAAAGAACGAACCUUAUAUAUAAUAAGUGUAUAUAGCACUACUAGACUACCAUGAUUAAAGUUAUAGACUUCCGAAAGUUAGUUUUUGUUGCUUUCUUGGUUUUAGACCUACUAACUACCCAAGUUUUGGCUGAAUGCACUUGUGAACAAGAAGAAGACGAGGGCAAAAAGAGUGAAGCUCUCAAGUACAAACUGAUCGCCCUCGCAUCGAUCCUCGUCUUUGGGGCCAUCGGUGUAUGUAUCCCAUUCAUCGGUAAAAUCGUCCCGGCUCUUAGCCCUGAGAAAGAUGGCUUCUUUAUAGUCAAGGCAUUUGCAGCGGGUGUCAUACUGGCUACGGGUUUUAUUCAUAUACUUCCUGAUGCAUUUGAGAGCUUAACGUCUCCGUGUUUGAAAGAACAUCCGUGGGGAGAGUUCCCUUUUACGGGGUUCAUUGCGAUGAUGGCCACCAUUUUAACACUCUUGUUUGAGACUUCAUCCGCGGCUUAUCAAGUCAGGGGAAGCACUGAUCCUCAUAAGCCUGAAGAAAGUCAUGGAGAUGAAGAAAAUAACCCGCGACAUAGUGGUCAAGUGGCUGCUCACACGCAUGCGACUCAUGGACAUGCUCAUACCUCUGCGGGUACUUUGUCACAAGCAGAUCGAUACCGAAUAGUUUCCAAGGUAUUGGAACUGGGUAUUAUCGUACAUUCGGUAAUAAUAGGCUUGUCGUUGGGUGCUUCUGAAAGUCCAAAAACCAUCAAACCGCUUGUCAUUGCAUUGACUUUCCAUCAAUUCUUUGAAGGAAUAGGUCUCGGAGGAUGCAUUUUUCAGGCAAAAUUUAAAUCAUUAGCUGUUACGAUAAUGGGAGCAUUUUUUAGUCUUACAACCCCAAUCGGGAUUGUGAUAGGCAUAAUUGUAACCAAUAGUUACAAGGAGAACAGUUCUACGGCUCUAAUCGUUGAGGGUGUAUUAAACUCUGCAUCGGCAGGAAUCUUGAUCUACAUGGCGCUUGUUGAUCUUCUUUCACCCGACUUCAUGAACCCAAGGAUGCAAAAAAACAAAAUGCUUCAAUUGGGUUCAAAUGUUUCACUUUUUUUGGGUGCAGGUCUUAUGUCGCUCCUUGCAAAAUGGGCUUAGACCCCUUUUUCUCUUAAUGUAUAGUGAAUGUCUCACAUAUUUAUGACAUACUUGUUGUGUAUGUUAUUUUGAAUGAUUUGCCAGUGCAAUUUUGAAUUUCAUUACUUGCUAUUGAAUGAAAUAAAUUACAUAAAUGUUCAUCAACUGUAACUUUGUGAGUGGUGACACAUGUUGUAAAA
Erigeron canadensis is the source of this 1357-nucleotide messenger RNA. Its product is annotated as zinc transporter 5-like. Bases 117 to 1178 code for a protein of 353 amino acids. Gene Ontology annotation, molecular function: zinc ion transmembrane transporter activity. The record is from RefSeq and is a predicted model, not a curated record. Gene Ontology annotation, cellular component: plasma membrane. Gene Ontology annotation, biological process: zinc ion transmembrane transport. The transcript has 3 exons. Lineage: Eukaryota; Viridiplantae; Streptophyta; Magnoliopsida; Asterales; Asteraceae.